Messenger RNA from Dipodomys ordii (Ord's kangaroo rat), 3849 nucleotides. RefSeq names its product dipeptidyl-peptidase 8 (gene Dpp8). The coding region runs from base 122 to 2659 and encodes 845 amino acids. Lineage: Eukaryota; Metazoa; Chordata; Mammalia; Rodentia; Heteromyidae. The record is from RefSeq and is a predicted model, not a curated record. The transcript is spliced from 19 exons. Gene Ontology annotation, molecular function: serine-type peptidase activity; dipeptidyl-peptidase activity. Gene Ontology annotation, biological process: proteolysis.
GGGGCCGCCGCGGAAGUUGCUGUCACCGGGACCCGGAGUGGAGGCGGCUGCGACAUGAAGCGGCGCGGACCCGCUCCGUAGCGCGUCGGGGAGCGGGGCUUGGGGGGAAGGAAAAUGCAACAUGGCAGCAGCAAUGGAAACAGAGCAGCCGGGUGUUGAGGUAUUUGAAACAGCAGAGUGUGAGGACCAAAUUGACUUGCAGAAUCGCCCUCAGUUGGAGCCCUUUUAUGUUGAACGGUAUUCUUGGAGUCAGCUGAAAAAGCUGCUUGCUGAUACCAGAAAAUAUCAUGGCUACAUGAUGGCUAAGGCCCCGCAUGAUUUUAUGUUUGUGAGGAGGAAUGAUCCAGAUGGACCUUAUUCGGACAGGAUCUAUUACCUUGCUAUGUCUGGUGAGAACCGAGAAAAUACUUUAUUUUAUUCUGAAAUCCCCAAGACCAUCAACAGAGCAGCAGUCUUGAUGCUGUCUUGGAAGCCUCUUUUGGAUCUUUUCCAGGCAACACUGGACUAUGGAAUGUAUUCUAGAGAAGAAGAAUUAUUAAGAGAAAGAAAACGCAUUGGAACAGUUGGAAUUGCUUCUUAUGAUUAUCACCAAGGAAGUGGGACAUUUCUGUUUCAAGCUGGUAGUGGAAUUUACCAUGUGAAAGAUGGAGGGCCACAAGGAUUUACUCAACAACCUUUACAGCCCAAUUUAGUGGAAACUAGUUGUCCCAACAUACGGAUGGACCCAAAAUUAUGUCCUGCUGAUCCAGACUGGAUUGCUUUUAUACACAGCAAUGAUAUCUGGAUAUCCAACAUUGUCACCAGAGAAGAAAGAAGGCUCACCUAUGUGCACAAUGAGCUAGCCAACAUGGAAGAUGAUCCCAGAUCGGCUGGAGUUGCUACAUUUGUUCUUCAAGAAGAGUUUGAUAGAUAUUCUGGCUAUUGGUGGUGUCCAGAAGCUGAAAUGAGAACAGCAAAUCCAAAAGUCACUUUUAAGAUGUCAGAAAUAAUAGUUGAUGCUGAAGGAAGGAUUAUAGACAUCAUAGAUAAAGAACUAAUUCAACCUUUUGAGAUUCUGUUUGAAGGAGUGGAAUAUAUUGCCAGAGCUGGAUGGACUCCAGAGGGAAAAUAUGCCUGGUCCAUCCUACUAGAUCGUUCCCAAACUCGCCUACAGAUAGUGUUGAUCUCCCCUGAGUUAUUUAUCCCAGUAGAAGAUGAUGCCAUGGGAAGACAGAGACUCAUUGAGUCAGUGCCUGACUCUGUGACGCCACUGAUUAUUUAUGAAGAAACAACAGACAUAUGGAUCAAUAUUCACGACAUCUUUCAUGUUUUCCCCCAAACUCACGAGGAUGAAAUUGAGUUUAUUUUUGCCUCUGAAUGCAAAACAGGUUUCCGUCACUUGUACAAAAUCACAUCCAUUUUAAAGGAGAGCAGAUAUAAACGGUCCAGUGGUGGGCUGCCUGCCCCAAGUGAUUUCAAGUGUCCAAUCAAAGAGGAAAUAGCGAUUACCAGUGGUGAAUGGGAAGUUCUUGGUCGGCAUGGAUCUAAUAUCCAGGUUGAUGAAGUCAGAAAGCUGGUGUAUUUUGAAGGCACCAAAGAUUCCCCUUUAGAGCAUCACCUAUACGUGGUCAGUUAUGUAAAUCCUGGAGAAGUGACGAGGCUGACUGACCGUGGCUUCUCCCACUCUUGCUGUAUCAGUCAGCAUUGUGACUUCUUCAUAAGUAAAUAUAGUAACCAGAAGAAUCCACACUGUGUGUCCCUUUACAAACUGAUGAGUCCUGAGCAACUUGCAAAUGACCCAAAUGACCCAGCUUGCAAAACAAAGGAAUUUUGGGCUACCAUUUUGGAUUCUGCAGGUCCUCUUCCCGACUAUACCCCUCCUGAGAUUUUCUCUUUUGAAAGUACUACGGGAUUCACAUUGUAUGGAAUGCUCUACAAACCUCAUGACCUACAACCUGGAAAGAAAUACCCCACUGUAAUAUUCAUAUAUGGCGGUCCCCAGGUGCAGCUGGUGAAUAAUCGGUUCAAAGGAGUCAAGUAUUUCCGCUUGAAUACACUCGCCUCUCUGGGUUAUGUGGUUGUGGUGAUAGACAACCGGGGAUCCUGUCACCGAGGGCUUAAAUUUGAAGGCGCCUUUAAAUACAAAAUGGGUCAAAUAGAAAUCGACGAUCAAGUGGAAGGACUCCAAUAUCUCGCCUCUCAAUAUGAUUUCAUUGACUUAGAUCGCGUGGGCAUCCAUGGCUGGUCCUAUGGAGGAUACCUCUCCCUGAUGGCAUUAAUGCAGAGGUCAGAUAUCUUCAGGGUUGCUAUUGCAGGGGCCCCUGUGACUUUGUGGAUCUUCUAUGACACAGGCUACACGGAGCGGUACAUGGGCCACCCUGACCAGAACGAGCAGGGCUAUUAUUUAGGGUCUGUGGCCAUGCAAGCAGAGAAGUUCCCCUCUGAACCAAACCGCUUACUACUUUUACACGGGUUCUUGGAUGAGAAUGUCCAUUUUGCACAUACCAGUAUAUUACUGAGUUUCUUAGUGCGGGCUGGAAAACCAUAUGAUCUACAGAUCUAUCCUCAGGAGAGACACAGCAUACGAGUUCCUGAGUCUGGAGAACAUUAUGAACUGCAUCUUUUGCACUAUCUUCAAGAAAACCUUGGAUCACGUAUUGCUGCUCUGAAAGUGAUAUAAUUAUUCCCGGGUAGAACUCUGGUCUACACUGGCUAUUUAACCAAAUGAGGAGGUUUGAUCAGUUAGAGAACAUGGAAUUAAGCCUGCCAUGGUGGUACCUGCCAUAGAACAUCUGACUUCUGAAAGUACAUUUGGUGGCAUAGGCUUCUACAGCUCAUCUGAUUCCUUAACCACACACACACAAAAUGAAUUGAUACCUAUUCCUAAGGAAUCCAGCAAUGCCAUGAGAAUUACAGAGAAAAAACUUAAGACUUGAGCACCACAUUCAUACCACUCUCUUUUCACUUUUAAUAGCAUUAUAAAGUCUCACGGACCUAAUUAGUAGAUUUUUUUACUAUACUUCUGAGUUUGUUAAAAAUAUGGCAUUAGUGAUUGGUUUGGUUCAAUUACAGGAUCUCUUGACUAGUCACAGAUUUGAUAGCACUUAAUGUGAUUGAAUAGCUUAGGCUUCAUCGAGUGGGGUGUAUCAGCAUGUUAUAAACUAAUCACUAUUAAACCUAUGACUUAACCAAGUCAUUAAUGAUUUUUUAAGGAUAAUUUAGUGGCCUCCUAAAGACACUUUUUUUUUUUUUUUUUUGGCUCAGACCAGUUUUUAGCCUAUUUAAACUGUACUUAGUAUAAACAGUCCUCCUUUUUCCUCAAUGAUAAGACAGAGUGGGAUUUUUUUCUUUUUGCAUAAAAAACAAGUAACUGUACUACUAUAUGUAGCAUGGAUUUAAUCAUAAGUCUUAUGAUGUUGAUACUUACAGGCAGAAUAUUUUUAGUCAAAUGAUUAAAGAGCUUACACAUUUGCAGGCAAGUAUCAUUCUUCCUUUAGGAAAAAGGAAGAAUGUGUAUUCACUUGUAUGUGGGAAAGUUAGUGAUGCCAGUUUCCAUUUGGUAUUAUUAAAAUGUUGCCGAAUUUUCGAAGGUGGGAGGAGAUGGCUGUGGGAUGGAUGGAUGGACCAGGCACAUGGAGAAGGCAGUGCGGGGUCUGCUUAAGAACUGAGCAAAAGUACAUGGGAGAAAAACUGGGAAAGUGGAACCUAAACUCCUAGAAUGUUAGUUAAGGAAAACAGAAUUGGGAAAUGACUCUCUUGCCAUCACAGACAGACAUUGUUCAUAGGAAGAAAAAUUCCUUAGGCUUUAUUGUAAUUCCUUUUUUUUUUUUGUUGUUCUUCCUCUUAAUUUUAAAACCUUACCUCCUCCCC